UCCAUAAAGCCGAAGAAGAAAAAGUUCCCGAUUGGAUACUCGCUAUUCUCGCGUAAGAGGAAUCAGCCAAUCAGAAUGUGUAUAUUCCCAGCAAAGCCCCGCCCCUUCUCGACGUAGUCUUUGGUGGCGGGAAAAGUUCGGUAGUUUUCGCGCCAGGGCUGGGUCAUCUGGGGGCCCUCCGCGCAGUUUUGGAGGUAGCGGUUCCCAGGCGGCGAGCAUGGCGGGGACCGUGGUACUGGACGACGUGGAGCUGCGAGAGGCGCAGAGAGAUUACCUGGACUUCUUGGAUGAUGAGGAAGACCAGGGAAUUUAUCAGAGCAAAGUUCGGGAGCUGAUCAGUGACAACCAAUACCGGUUGAUUGUCAAUGUGAAUGACCUGCGCAGGAAAAAUGAGAAGCGGGCUAACCGCCUCCUGAGCAAUGCCUUUGAGGAGCUGGUUGCCUUUCAGCGGGCUUUAAAGGAAUUUGUGGCCUCCAUUGAUGCUACCUAUGCCAAGCAGUAUGAAGAGUUCUACAUAGGAUUGGAGGGCAGCUUUGGCUCCAAGCAUGUGUCUCCCCGGACUCUUACCUCCUGCUUCCUCAGCUGUGUGGUCUGCGUGGAGGGCAUUGUCACUAAGUGCUCUCUAGUUCGUCCCAAAGUCGUCCGCAGUGUCCACUACUGCCCUGCUACCAAGAAGACUAUAGAGCGACGUUAUUCUGAUCUCACCAGCCUGGUGGCUUUUCCAUCCAGCUCUGUCUAUCCUACCAAGGAUGAGGAAAACAAUCCCCUUGAGACAGAAUAUGGCCUUUCUGUCUACAAAGACCACCAGACCAUCACCAUCCAGGAGAUGCCAGAGAAGGCCCCCGCUGGCCAACUCCCCCGUUCUGUGGAUGUCAUUCUGGAUGAUGACUUGGUAGAUAAAGUGAAGCCUGGUGAUCGAGUCCAGGUGGUGGGGACCUACCGUUGCCUUCCUGGAAAGAAGGGAGGCUAUACCUCAGGAACCUUCAGGACUAUCCUGAUUGCCUGUAAUGUGAAGCAAAUGAGCAAGGAUAUUCAGCCUUCAUUCUCUGCUGAGGAUAUAGCCAAGAUCAAGAAGUUCAGUAAAACUCGUUCCAAGGAUAUCUUUGACCAGCUGGCCAAGUCGUUGGCCCCUAGCAUCCAUGGACAUGACUAUGUUAAGAAAGCAAUUCUCUGCUUGCUCUUGGGAGGAGUGGAACGAGACCUAGAAAAUGGCAGCCACAUCCGUGGAGACAUCAAUAUUCUCCUAAUUGGAGACCCAUCGGUUGCCAAGUCUCAGCUUCUACGCUAUGUGCUGUGCACUGCGCCCAGGGCUAUCCCCACUACUGGCCGGGGUUCCUCUGGAGUGGGUCUGACCGCUGCUGUCACCACAGACCAGGAAACCGGGGAACGCCGUCUGGAAGCAGGGGCCAUGGUCCUUGCUGACCGAGGUGUGGUUUGUAUUGAUGAAUUUGACAAGAUGUCUGACAUGGACCGCACGGCCAUCCACGAAGUGAUGGAGCAGGGUCGAGUCACCAUUGCCAAGGCCGGCAUCCAUGCUCGGCUCAAUGCCCGCUGUAGUGUUUUGGCAGCUGCCAACCCCGUCUAUGGCAGGUACGAUCAGUACAAGACCCCUAUGGAGAACAUUGGGCUGCAGGACUCACUGCUGUCCCGAUUUGACUUACUCUUCAUCAUGCUGGAUCAGAUGGAUCCUGAGCAGGAUCGAGAGAUCUCAGACCAUGUCCUUAGGAUGCACCGUUACAGGGCACCCGGAGAGCAGGAUGGCGAUGCUAUGCCUUUGGGUAGUGCCAUUGAUAUCCUGGCCACAGACGAUCCGAAUUUUAACCAGGAGGACCAGCAGGACACCCAGAUUUAUGAGAAGCAUGACAACCUUCUGCAUGGGACCAAGAAGAAAAAGGAGAAGAUGGUGAGUGCAGCUUUCAUGAGGAAGUACAUCCACGUGGCCAAAAUUAUCAAGCCCGUCCUAACUCAGGAGUCAGCUGCCUACAUUGCAGAAGAGUAUUCACGCCUGCGCAGUCAAGACAGCAUGAGUUCGGACACUGCCAGGACAUCACCAGUUACAGCCCGGACACUGGAAACUCUGAUUCGCUUGGCCACAGCCCAUGCCAAGGCCCGCAUGAGCAAGACUGUGGACCUGCAGGAUGCAGAGGAAGCUGUAGAAUUGGUCCAGUAUGCUUACUUCAAGAAGGUUCUAGAGAAGGAGAAGAAACGUAAGAAGCGAAAUGAGGAUGAAUCAGAGACAGAUGAUGAAGAGGAGAAAAGCCAGGAGGACCAAGAGCAGAAGAGGAAGAGGAGGAAAACUCGUCACUCCGAUGCCAAGGAUGGGGACACCUAUGACCCUUAUGACUUCAGUGACACAGAGGAGGAAAUGCCUCAAGUGCACACUCCAAAGACUGCAGACUCACAGGAGACCAAGGAGUCCCAGAAGGUGGAAUUGAGUGAAUCCAGGUUGAAGGAAUUCAAGGCGGCCCUCUUAGAUGUGUUCCGGGAAGCUCAUGCACAGUCAGUGGGCAUGAAUCGCCUAACAGAAUCCAUCAACCGGGACAAAGAAGAACCUUUCUCUUCAGCAGAGAUCCAGGCUGCCCUGAGCAAGAUGCAGGAUGACAACCAGGUCAUGGUCUCUGAGGGCAUCAUCUUCCUCAUCUGAGGAGGCCUCAUCUCUGAACUUGGGUUCUGCCAAGGAAGUUUCUCCCAUAUUUCCUCUCCUGGCCCAUCUUUGCCUUCAUUCCCCGAAUAACGGUGUUAAUUGCAUUGAAGUUGAGGGACAUGUGACAAAGCUGCCAUGGGGUAAAGAGAAGAAAGUGGGCAAGGACUAAGAUUGUUGCCUGUCGAUUCAUUCAUUCAUCCACUGAUGCAUUCUCCUAUCUCCUGCCCAGAACAAACCAAGCCAUUAUUGGCUAUAAAUAACAUAUCCUCUGACAAGGGGGCAGGGGGACCACAGCUGGUUUUUGUUUAUCCUUUCUGUGUUUGUUGGCUGUUUUUUCUCUCCUGAGCACAUCAGUCUAGAACAGGCUUUGAGUGGUUCUGUGCUGGUGGAAUGAGGCUCUGAGGCAAGUCACAAAGGUCAAGAAAGCUUUCUUUGCUGUAGCACUAGUUAAGACUAAUACAUGCUUCUGACCCAGAUAUCUGAGACAUUUAAUAAACUUAACUAUUUUUAUAUUAUA
Molecule: messenger RNA, 3161 nt
Organism: Hyaena hyaena (striped hyena)
Lineage: Eukaryota; Metazoa; Chordata; Mammalia; Carnivora; Hyaenidae
Gene: MCM3
Product: minichromosome maintenance complex component 3
Exons: 17
Coding region: 218-2644 (808 amino acids)
Biological process (GO): mitotic DNA replication initiation; DNA strand elongation involved in DNA replication; DNA replication
Cellular component (GO): nucleus; MCM complex
Molecular function (GO): ATP binding; single-stranded DNA binding; single-stranded DNA helicase activity
Source: RefSeq, a predicted model, not a curated record